GGGAGUUUAGGAGUUAGUUGCACGAAUGCAAAUAAAGCAUUUUUAGAGAUCCAUUCCAGCUGUACCUGAAAUCAGUGAUUCCCUUUCCAGUGAUUUCAGCCUAAUUAGUUGCGUUGCUGGGCUUCUUUGUAACUUCCCUCUCACUUAAGGCACUUAAGUAUUUAUCGUCUUGUUUCAGUAGGGAUUUCUGCCUAUCCCUGUGUGAGAGGGAGAGAGAAAAUACAGCUCCAGCCAGCGUGUCCUGACAGUACACAGACCUGGUAUAAGGGCCAACAUUGCUGGCAGGACAGAUUUAGCCACCAGGGCAACUAGGACAGUUUAACCACCAUGGCAACUGAGCAGGACAGUUUAACCACCAAAACCUCAUCAUCACAGCAGCCAGCAUAGUUUGACUGGACAGGAACACAUAUGCAUCCUGUUGCCUCAGAGCACAUAGCCCUAGUCCUCUGCGCAUAUGCCCGGCCCAGGGUCAACUGACCACAUAUGGGCGAUUCAGACCCUCUAGACCUUCUAGUGACGGUACUGGGUGUGCAUCCCCAUCACCAAAUGGGAGGCGUGGGUAUGCAAAACAGUUCUGAGAACAACGCUAUAAAAGAUGAAACCAGCGGAGACCAGCGGGAAGGGAAGAAAGAAUAAAGAAGAAAGAAGAACAAAGAAAGAAGGACAUUCUCCCACCAGAUUCAAAGAUACAUCGGACUGACGGGAUGCCACAGAUCCAUGGUGGUAGCUAUCACAACUCUGUCUCUCUCCCUUUCUCACUCUUUUCUCUCUUUCUGUCCUUUUCCCCUGCCUACUUAUUGGCCAAAUAAAGUGACUUGUCACUUGACUCAGUUUUGAGUCUUAAUUCUGUUUCUGAGAAUGUAAAAGGAACGAAGUCACGAUAAAACAUUGGAGUUAAUCAGAAGUUAAGCCCAGCCGCCCCCAACCACCCUGAGCUACCUGAGGUUGGUUGGAAAGCAAGGGGGUUUAACCUCUGCCAAAUGGUCAGACCAACAGUGGAUCGUGACACCUGGGAAGGCAGUGCAGAUAUUAGGAGCUUCAGGCUCAUGCCUAAGCCCUGUCCUGGUCUCACACUUUAGAAAAGAGUUUUGCUAGAACUGGAGUGAAACCCUAGGGAGAAACACCUGGGCAUUUUCUCUGUAUUUUGGAGAUGUAAAAAGUAAUGACACAGCUCACUGCAAAAGCACAAACAGCCAGCCACAGCCUUCUUUUAGCUAGGUCCUCCCACACCAGACAUUUCAGAGGUGAAUCUUUUUCUCCCACAGCUUUAACUUAACUUUAAUAGUACAUUAGACCAUUUAAUCACUUCAAAUGCCUUGAGUAUACCGAGCAAAUACAAAAUCCCAGAGGUUAGUUUUUGAUCUUGCACAGAGAGAGUGAGAAACCUAUGCUGUGUGGGGGAGCGCAGUAGCCAAAAAAGUCUACAGCAGCAGGGCCCACUUCUCAAACCAUUAUAAACAGCUAGUCCUGCUACUUACAUUUAAUUUUAAUGCUGUCUACCUUCAUGUUAAUACUAUGUUAUACAAGCAAGCCCAGCUACAGAGAAUUACCGGCAUGAGGGUUUAGCCUCUGAGUAUUUAGGCAUGCAGGACUGCAUCUAGGCUUAGACCUCAUCAUAUCGAGAGCCUUCCUCUUUGAGGCAGGAGGGGGGUGGGGGGAGGUGGAAGCACCACAUUCAUUUGCAGCAAAGGAGGCACUUGAGAGGGAGGGGAAGCAAAAUGACUGAGGUCUAUAAAUACAGGAGAAUCUCCCCCACAGUCUUUUGAAUGCUAGAGAGGUGGAACCAAGGAUUAAGGCAGACUUUUGUGGGGUUUGUUUGGCAUUGAAGUUGAUUCUGAGCAUUUUCAGAUUUGUUAAUUUUUUUGGUUUGUAGUAGUUUGUAAAUAGUUUUUUCUUUGCGUGGAAAAAUGCGUAGGCUACUUCUGAAUAGGAAUAGCUAGCAGGAGUAAGACAUGCUUUUAAAAUUGGUUAGAGUUUGUUUUCCAGUAGUCUCUCCUUCUGGUAACACCCUUUGAUUUGUAAAGACUCCAGAGGUUGAUAUUGUGUGUUAAUUUCCUCAAGCAGGAGGGGAACCAGCCAGUCUAAACUCAAGAGACAGCCAGUUUGCCACAGAGGAACAACUCAGAGCAAUGUCCCUGGCUGGGGUAAGUUGUCUGGUGACAGGAGCAGGAGGAUUUCUUGGUCAGAGGAUUGUCCGCUUGCUGUUGGAAGAAGAAGAGGCACUGGCUGAGAUCCGACUGCUGGACAAAGCCUUUAGCAAAGAAGCACUCGGGAGACUUGGCAAGUUCCAGGGUAAGACUGAGGUGAAAAUCCUGGAAGGGGACAUCCGAGAUGUGACGUUCCUGCACCGUGCCUGUCAGGGUGUGUCUCUCAUCAUCCACACAGCUUCUAUCAUUGACACGUUGGGCCUUGUAGAGAAGCAGCUGCUCUGGGAAGUCAAUGUAACAGGUACUCAGCUACUGCUGGAAGCAUGUGUCCGCUGUAACGUCCAGCACUUCAUAUAUACCAGUACCAUAGAAGCGGCAGGCCCAAACUGCAAAGGUGACCCAAUUUUCAAUGGUGAUGAAGAUACAGUUUAUGAGGGUGUAUCAAAAUCUCCUUACGCCCAGAGUAAGAGACUGGCAGAGGAUUCUGUGCUGAAAGCAAAUGGCCAGGUGUUAAAGGAUGGUGGCACGCUGACGACUUGUGCCCUGAGAUCCAUGUACAUUUUUGGAGAAGGAUGCCCAUUUCUUCAAAGUCAUCUGGAUAAGUGUCUGUUGAACAAAAAUGUCUACCUGCGCAUCUCCCGGAAGGAGGCUUUGGUGAACCCCGUCUAUGUGGGGAAUAUCGCCUGGGCACAUGUGCAGGCAGCAAAAGCCCUUCAGGUCCCAGAGAAAGCCAAGCAUAUCAGGGGGAAGUUCUACUACAUCUCAGAUGAUACUCCUCAUAUGAGCUAUGCAGAUCUAAAUUAUGAGCUGACCAGGGACCUGGGGUUUGGAAUCGAGCCCCGGCUCCCCAUGCCUCUGAAAAUGUUGUAUUACUUCUCGCUGAUGCUGGAGAUCAUAAGCUUCUUGCUCAGGCCCUUUGUCAGAUAUAUCCCCUCCACCAACCGUCACCUGGUCACUCUAUUGAACACCCCAUUCACCUUCUCUUAUAGAAAAGCACAGAAGGAUUUUGGCUACAUGCCCCGCUACACAUGGGAAGAGGCCAAGCAGUGCACUGGUCAGUGGAUUGCCUCCAUGGUCCCACAGAGAAGGGAGUUCCUGAAAAGCAAGGCUGCCUAAGUCUUAAGAGGAGCUGAGACCUGGCUAAACAAGUAGGGCCUUGAGUCAGAGGAGAGCUGGGUGAAUAGCAGCAGCAGAUAACUACAAAGCAUUUAAAUGAAGACUCUGUGUAACAGCCCCAUGAUUCCCCCCUACACCCUCCCUGCCACAACUCAGAAUAAAUAAAUGUUCAUUUGUUUUGUUGAGUACAGGCUGAUCAGGGUAACUUUACUGUGUAGUCCACAACCACUUCUACAGCUUUUGCAGCAGAAAGGAAUUAUUUUAGGAAGACUCCACACAGUCUGUUGUGUGAACACAUCAGCCCUUCUUUUCACUCCACGGCGCCUUUAAGGCUUUUGUAAAGCACAAUUCAUCCUAGAACUAUGAUUACACUUUACAAAUACUACUCAGCUCACUCAGCUCUUGCCAGCCUUACCAAACACACGGCAGGUAGAAGCCACCUGUUUGCAAAAGCUGUUACAAAUCUGACUCACUUUUUCAAGAGCAUUGUCCAGUCUUGUAUGCCAUUCACUGGACAGUUGAACCUGAGAGCAAAUUUGGGCACUGUAAGCAUUGUGAGGCCAAAAGCACAACUUAAAUGCAACAUGAUUUUAGUUAGGAUGGCUUGCAGAGGGAGAGAAGGGGGAGAUUUGGUCAGGUGAAGACUUCCUCAUCCAUUCUUUUUCCUAGUUACCAAUUUUGCAAUAAACCUGAUGGCUGCCCAGCCGAACAACAGCUUCAACAAG
Molecule: messenger RNA, 3988 nt
Organism: Phalacrocorax carbo (great cormorant)
Lineage: Eukaryota; Metazoa; Chordata; Aves; Suliformes; Phalacrocoracidae
Source: RefSeq, a predicted model, not a curated record